UUUUCGGCGCCUUUUUUGCUCCUCGCCCGGCCACCGCCCAGACCAGACGACAUCCCACGUUGGCUUACUGUACCUAACAGAACGCAGAAGACCUAACGUCUCUCCUUGCGCGUCUCGCACUCUCUCGCACUUUCUCACUUGAAUUUCCAUUUUCACUGUUUUUCGGACGGGAGAAGCUCCGAUCGGUUAUCUGUGAAGGUCGUGUGGCAUUACGUACACCUAACUAACCCAUCCGCCCAUAUAGUAACGUAUAGGAAGAGGCAGCCGAAACACCUACCAUGGCCACCACUACCACAACGACCACGGCGCAAAAUGAGGCCAUCACCGCCGAGUCCAUCCUCCGCCUCUUCCCCGAUAUCGACACUAGCACCGAGGCUCUUUCCGGCCACGAUGCCGAGCAGAUCCGUCUUAUGGACGAGGUCUGCAUUGUGCUGGACGAGAACGACAAGCCCAUUGGCAACGCCAGCAAGAAAGCUUGCCACCUCAUGACCAACAUCGACAAGGGCCUCCUCCAUCGCGCCUUCUCCGUCUUCCUCUUUGACCCGGCCGACAAUCGCCUCCUCCUCCAGCAGCGCGCAUCGGAGAAGAUCACCUUCCCCGACAUGUGGACCAACACCUGCUGCUCCCACCCGCUGGGCAUCCCCGGUGAGACGGGCUCGAACCUCGAGGACUCGGUCGCCGGCGUGAAGCGCGCCGCCCAGAGGAAGCUCGAGCACGAGCUGGGCAUCAACCCGGCCCAGGUCCCCUUUGAGGAUUUCCAUUUCCUGACGAGGAUUCACUACAAGGCUCCGUCUGAUGGCAAGUGGGGAGAGCACGAGAUCGACUACAUCCUCUUCAUCAAGGCCAAGGUCGACCUCGACAUCAACAAGAACGAGGUCCAGGCGACCCAGUACGUCAGCGCCGAUGAGUUGAAGAAGUUGUUCCAGGACCCCAACCUCAAGUUCACCCCCUGGUUCAAGCUUAUUUGCGAGUCCAUGCUAUUUGAGUGGUGGCAGAGCCUUGACAGCGGUCUGGACAAGUACGCCAACGAACAGGAGAUCCGCCGCAUGUGAGCGGAUAGUAAAUAGUGUGCCAGUCUGGGAUUGCGGCAAGGUUUGCUGCUGGUCCCGGGACGUAGAGACGCCGGCCGGAGAACAUAGGACGUGGGGGUUUACUGCCAUGCGGCGGGAAAAAAAGUGGUAGCAUUUUUGGUGUUGAUCCGCGCCAGCCUUUUUCUCUGGAAUUUUUACACUGAGAUAUCCACCUCUCUCAC
Colletotrichum destructivum is the source of this 1252-nucleotide messenger RNA. RefSeq names its product Putative NUDIX hydrolase domain, isopentenyl-diphosphate delta-isomerase, type 1. Gene Ontology annotation, molecular function: isopentenyl-diphosphate delta-isomerase activity. The transcript has 4 exons. Bases 279 to 1052 code for a protein of 257 amino acids. Gene Ontology annotation, biological process: isopentenyl diphosphate biosynthetic process; isoprenoid biosynthetic process. The record is from RefSeq and is a predicted model, not a curated record. Gene Ontology annotation, cellular component: cytoplasm. NCBI's taxonomy places the organism in Eukaryota, Fungi, Ascomycota, Sordariomycetes, Glomerellales, Glomerellaceae.